Molecule: messenger RNA, 4771 nt
Organism: Salmo salar (Atlantic salmon)
Lineage: Eukaryota; Metazoa; Chordata; Actinopteri; Salmoniformes; Salmonidae
Product: FYVE, RhoGEF and PH domain-containing protein 3
Biological process (GO): filopodium assembly; cytoskeleton organization
Cellular component (GO): cytoplasm
Molecular function (GO): metal ion binding; guanyl-nucleotide exchange factor activity
Source: RefSeq, a predicted model, not a curated record
CUCCUUCACAACGCGGAGUUGAGCUCAGAGGAAGGAAUAGUUUUGCUGCAAGGAGGGCAGAGCCGUGAGGAGUGAAUGGAUCAGUGCACUAAUGCAGGAAAAACUCUUCGUGGAAACCCUUCUAUCUCCGUGAGAGAAGCACUAAAUGCCCGUUAUGUUCCACUGUGGAGGCUAGAGCGUUUUGCCAAAAGAAGGGAAAAAGCAGCGGACUUCGAGUCGGGACACUCCUUCGUUUGAGUUGGCUGUAACGUUAGCUCGUCCGGGCACUGUUUCCAAUCUCCUGUGAGCCUAGCAUCGGAUAAGGAGGGUUCAGCCAAGCAGGACAACUGUCGGCAAGAUGCAGGGGGUUUCAGCAACAACUGACCUCUCUCCCUCCUCUCUACAGUACCAGUGUGGAUCGGUGGACUUCCUGUGUUCCCCACGGCUGGGAAAGAAAGCCCCGCCCCCUCCCAGACCAUGUCACGGCCGGCCUGCAGUCAAGCCCCACCCCCAGCCCACCGCCACACCCACCCCUCAGAAACCUCAAGUGCCGCCUAAGCCCCCGCACCUGCUGGCCCUCGGACAGGACAAGAAGCCCAAGAGGAUCCCCCCGGCCCCCUCCAGGCCGCUGCCUGCUCCCCCAACUUCGCCCAAACCGCGGCCCAGCCAGACCCCCCCUGGCCUGGCCACACUGCCUCAAAGAGAAGCCCAGAACGUGGGACUACUCAUCGAGAGGUUUGAGAAGUCCAGGAUUCCGAUUCUUGGCGUCCCCCCGAAGAAUCAGCUCCACCUGUGCCUGACUAUGGACGCCAUGUCUGAGACCACACCCCCCUCUGCCCCUGACCCCACAGAACACUCCCCUUCAGGGUCAGCAGGAGCAAAGGACUCUGGGGAUCGCUCCCCCGCCGACAAACUUGCACAUAUCGUCUCGGAGCGAAUUGACGAGGUCACAGAGCUGAUAGAACUCUCACGCCUGACCUCACUCCACAUCGAUGGCCACGAAGACAUUGCUCUGGACUCAAUGGAGGACCACCUCGACAUCACCCAUGGAGUUGGUUCCCUUGACGAUGCGGAGCGGGAGGAGAGAAGCUCUUCCCAUGAGCUCCAGGACAAUCCAGACUCUCUCUCCUCGGAGCAGAACUUAAACGGGAAGAUUCCCAACCGGGACAGCGGGAUUGACAGCCCAUCGUGUGCGGUGGAGGGGGAGGUGUUCCCCAACGAGGACGCCAUCGACGAGGAAGAGCGCUAUGACAGCAUCACGGAGACGGAGACCAGCGUGUCCUGCUGCAUAACCCUGGACAACAAGCGUGACUCCACGCAGGACGAGGACAGUGACCUGGAUGAGGUCAGCAGUGGGGAGAUGGAGGGAGGGGAGAAGACAGACACACACAGGUGCUCAGAGACCCAGAGGCUACUGAACAUCGCCAGAGAGCUCCUUCACACUGAGGAGGCCUACGUCAAGAGACUCAACCUCCUGGACCAGGUAUUUUGCACUAAGCUGACAGAAGCUGGAUUCCCUCAGGAGGUGAUAACAGGGAUCUUCUCCAACAUCUCCUCCAUCUACUGCUUCCACCACAAGUUCCUUCUCCCUGAGCUCAAGACACGCAUCACUGGAGAAUGGGACUCAAACCCGCGUAUAGGAGAUAUCCUCCAGAAGCUGGCUCCCUUUAUGAAGAUGUACGGAGAGUACGUGAAGAACUUUGACCGUGCUAUGGACCUGGUCAACACCUGGAGCCAACGGUCAUCACAGUUCAAGAGUGUGGUCCAGAAUAUACAAAAGCAGGAUGUGUGUGGGAACCUGACUCUUCAGCACCACAUGUUGGAGCCUGUUCAGAGGAUCCCUCGCUAUGAGCUCCUGCUCAAGGACUAUCUGAAGAAACUGCCUGACGAUGCACUGGACAGGAAAGACACAGAGAAGGCAUUGGAGCUCAUAUCCACAGCAGCCAACCACUCCAAUGCUGCCAUCAGGAAAAUGGAGAAGAUGAACAAACUGCUGGAGGUCUAUGAGAGACUGGGGGGAGAGGAGGACAUUGUGAACCCAGCCAACGAACUCAUCAAGGAGGGACACAUCAAGAAGAUGUCUGCCAAGAAUGGGACGGCCCAGGACCGAUACCUCUAUCUGUUUAAUAACAUGGUGCUGUACUGCGUUCCCAAGCUGAGGUUGAUGGGGCAGAAGUUCAGUGUGAGAGAGAGGAUCGACAUCGCUGGGAUGGAGAUCAGGAAGGAGGUUCAGGAGAAUGUGAAGCAGAACCUCCCUCUCACGUUCGCCAUCAUCGGCAAGCAGCGCUCACUAGAGCUGCAGGCCAGCACGGCAGAGGAAAAGGAAGACUGGAUACAGGUUAUCCUGGCCACCAUAGAGAGACACAAGCAGAACAGUGAGACCUUUAACAAAGCCUUCAACAGCUCCUUCUCCAGGGAGGAAGACCACCUGCCAGACUCACCGGGUCCCUGGAGCACCACAUCCAUAGACUCAGACAGUGAAAGACUGCAUGAAAGGAAAAGUUCCAAGAAGAAGGAGAAGGAGAAGCAGACAUGUAAAGGCUGCAACGAAAGCUUCAACUUCACCAAGCGCAAACACCACUGCAAAGCCUGUGGAGCGGCCAUCUGUGGUAAAUGCUCUAAGAUGUUGGAGAACAAGGCGUGUCGACUGUGUCCUGAAUGCUUUGAGACGAGCCAAGUCCCUGAAGGGCCUGCAGGGGCCCCAGGAGAGCUGAAGAGGAAAGCUACAGCCGAGAAGCAGGUGUCUCCGUCUCUAUUGGGGGACAACUGUCUGCAGUGUGGCCAGCUGCAGGUGCAGGAGAAGGGCAAGAGCUGGACCAAGACCUGGGUGGCCGUCACCAAGACUGAACCUCUAGUGCUGUACCUGCAGACCAGCGGACAGGACUCCCGUGGGGUACGGGCCAUACCCCUCCCGGGGUUUGAGGUGAACAUGGCAGCACCAUCGGCAACAGAGAAGUCAGAGCUCAAACACGCGUUCCGGCUGAGUAACUCCCAGCAGGCUCUGCUGUUCAGCGCCCAGGAUGCAGAGGUCCAGGACCAGUGGGUGGAGCUUCUCUCUAGAGCCGCCCGCGGGGAAACAACCACAGUCACGCCCGUCAGCCUGACGGAGCACAGGAAGAGCCAAUAGGGAGGCUCCGUUGAGGCCACAGGACCCUCCCCCUCCUUCCCACCUCUCGCCCCCUCUCCUGUGGACAGAGCACACAUUACUUGAAUUCACUUUACCUUGGCACUUUUUAUUUUGUUUUGUUUUCUUUGAAGGGAGGGAAGAAUCCUCUCCUCUGCUGCCCUUGUCUCCACCAGACACACACACACAUUCACACACAGACCCGCUCUUUCCCCGGCUCUCUCUAUCUCUCUCGCUUACACACACACACAUUCACACACAGACCCGCUCUUUCCCUGGCUCUCUCUAUCUCUCUCGCUUACACACACACACAUUCACACACAGACUCGCUCUUUCCCUGGCUCUCUCUAUCUCUCUCGCUUACACACACACACAUUCACACACAGACUCGCUCUUUCCCUGGCUCUCUCUAUCUCUCUCGCUUACACACACACACAUUCACACACAGACUCGCUCUUUCCCCGGCUCUCUCUAUCUCUCUCGCUUACACACACACACAUACACACACACACACACAACACAUACACACGCACACAACACAUACACACUUGUGCCACCAGUCCGACACCAUUGUAUGCGUGGUUACGUUUUAUUUCUCUCAGUGUUCUCUGCAGUUCAAGAAGAACAGAAGACUCUUUGAUUUAAUGUUUUGUAUUAUAGCCGAAGGCAUUUAUAAGAUGAAUCCUGUAUGAUUUUAUAAAACAAUGAAGUUUGUUGUACAUUGUGUGACUGUGUUGUGAAGCAUUAACCCCUGUUGGUCUGUCUGUCUGUCUGUCUGUCUGUCUGUCUGUCUGUCUGUCUGUCUGUCUGUCUGUCUGUCUGUCUGUCUGUCUGUCUGUCUGUCUGUCUGUCUGUCUGUCUGUCUGUCUGUCUGUCUGUGUGUUCCUCCUGUGUUUUAUUUCACUAUUAGAUGUUAGCGUAUUGAACCCCAGACGCCACCUUUCCCCACCCCUGUGGUCCCAGUGCCAGCUCGGUGGUGGUUGUACAGUAUGUAUACUAUAUCGUGUCAUUAGUAUAAAGAGAUCCAUUUAACUUAAGAGACGUGAACGAACGCUUGUGGCUGGCCACCUGAUGCUCCCACUAUCAGCCCCCCAAUUCCUCACAGCCCUCCCCCCAACACACACCCACCCUCACCCCACUAUCAGCCCCCCAAUUCCUCACAGCCCUCCCCCCAAACACUCCCACCCUCACCCCACUAUCAGCCCCCCAACUCCUCACAGCCCUCCCCUCAAACACUGGGCUCUUUCCCUCCCUCCUCUCUCUAUAAACUCUGCCCCCUUGGCCAGGAGAAUAUUCUAACACUUCCUGUUUCUACCGCUUACCUGCUUCGCCCCAUCUGGUCAUGUGAUAGAAACCUUAGCAACGAUACAAGUACUGUACGAUUGUGCGUUCUGCCUUGCCCCCCUCUACCCCCAACCCCCCGGCACCAGCUUGUAAAGAACCAGAAGACUGUUUAGUCAUCUCUAUGUGCAUGUAUAAACUUACUCAUAUUUAUAUACCGUGCUCUGAAAACCCCAGCCCCUCUCUCCUCUCCUCUUUGUCGUACUGUAAAGUGAGCAGACUCAGUAUUGCGUGUUUUAACCCUGGGUUGUGCACAAUGGAUAAGUAGUCAACACAUCAUCAAUAAAGAGACAUAUGGCUCACUCAGUGUCAUACUGUCCAACAUGA